CGCGCCAAGUUCGGGCUCCGCAGGCUCCGCGGGUCACGUGGCGGGCCUGCCGCGGGUCGUGGACGGUCGUGGACGGUCGUGGGAGCGGCGGCGGCGGCGCGGGGCCGAGGCACACGGGUCCGCGUUCCGGUGGCCUUGAACCAGCCUGAUGGCGACUGCAGUCAAUGGGGCCCCCAGGGACGCUGCCCUGUGGUCCUCGCACGAACAGAUGCUGGCCCAGCCCCUGAAGGACAGCGACGCAGAGGUUUACGACAUCAUCAAGAAGGAGAGCAACCGGCAGAGGGUCGGCCUGGAGCUGAUCGCCUCGGAGAACUUUGCCAGCCGCGCGGUUUUGGAAGCCCUGGGCUCCUGCUUAAAUAACAAAUACUCAGAGGGCUACCCCGGCCAGAGGUAUUAUGGCGGCACUGAGCAUAUCGACGAGCUGGAGACGCUAUGUCAGAAGCGGGCGCUGCAGGCCUACGGCCUGGACCCACAGUGCUGGGGCGUCAACGUGCAGCCCUACUCAGGCUCCCCCGCCAACUUCGCCGUGUACACGGCCCUGGUGGAGCCCCAUGGGCGCAUCAUGGGUCUGGACCUGCCCGACGGGGGCCACCUGACCCACGGGUUCAUGACGGACAAGAAGAAGAUCUCGGCUACGUCCAUCUUCUUUGAAUCCAUGGCCUACAAGGUGAACCCAGACACUGGCUACAUCGACUACGACCGGCUGGAGGAGAACGCGCGCCUCUUCCACCCGAAGCUGAUCAUCGCAGGAACCAGCUGCUACUCCCGGAACCUGGACUACGGGCGGCUCAGGAAGAUAGCCGAUGAGAACGGGGCCUACCUCAUGGCCGACAUGGCACACAUCAGCGGGCUGGUGGCGGCCGGCGUGGUGCCCUCCCCCUUCGAGCACUGCCACGUGGUGACCACCACAACCCACAAGACACUGCGAGGCUGCCGGGCCGGCAUGAUCUUCUACAGGAGAGGAGUGCGCAGCGUGGACCCCAAGACUGGCAAAGAGAUCCUGUACAACCUGGAGUCGCUCAUCAACUCCGCUGUGUUCCCGGGCCUGCAGGGCGGCCCCCACAACCACGCCAUCGCUGGGGUCGCCGUGGCCCUGAAGCAGGCCAUGACUCCGGAGUUCAAGGAGUACCAGCGCCAGGUGGUGGCCAACUGCAGGGCCCUGUCCGCAGCCCUGGUGGAGCUGGGGUACAAGAUUGUCACAGGUGGUUCUGACAACCAUUUGAUCCUCGUGGACCUCAGUUCCAAAGGCACAGAUGGCGGGAGGGCGGAGAAGGUGCUGGAAGCCUGCUCUAUCGCCUGCAACAAGAACACCUGCCCAGGUGACAAGAGUGCACUGCGGCCUAGCGGCCUGCGGCUGGGCACCCCAGCGCUGACAUCCCGGGGGCUCCUGGAAAAAGACUUCCAGAAAGUGGCGCACUUCAUCCACAGAGGCAUAGAGCUCACUGUGCAGAUCCAGGACGACAUGGGCCCCAGGGCCACCCUGAAGGAGUUCAAGGAGAAGCUGGCAGGCGACGAGAAGCACCAGAGGGCCAUGCGGGCCCUGCGCCAGGAGGUCGAGAGCUUCGCCGCCCUCUUCCCGCUGCCCGGCCUGCCCGGCUUCUAAAGGGGCCGGCGCCCCAAGGCCAAGGGGACCCCGCUUCAUGCCCCCGCGGGGAGUGCCUUCAGACUUCCCUUGUCUCCUCCCACAUCCAAACCCCUGUCCUGGGAGGAAUAAGGCUGGCCCGGGUCAAUAGGGACGUGGCGGUGAACCACGGAGGCCGGCCGGCAGCGCACCUCCCUUCUCUUAGCGCCUCUGGGCGUUGGCCAGGCUUGCUGCGGCCGGCCGGGCCCCGCACUCACAGCUGUGAGAGCUGCCCGCCGGGACGUGUCAGGGACGCAGAGCGGAAUCAGGACAACCACAGCUGACAGCCGGUGCUCCGCGUCCAGACGAGGCGUGCCCAGCCUGGUGGGAGGUGCAGCUCCCCGCAGCUCUGGGUCUCCUCCACGCCUGCCCCAGGAAGCGCCCAGUGCCAGCCGCUGGCCUUUGCCGCCCCCCCCCCCCCCCGUGACAGGAAGCCACAUGUCACCUUCCCAAAGAGACUUUAUUUUUCACAUAGCUGAAGUGCAAAACAUAGCUGACCAUUUUUAAUAAGCACAAUCAAGGUUUUAACCACAGAAUGUCUACAAGAAUUAUAGCUUUAAAAAAUACAACCAAUUUUUAUAUUUCAAAAAUAUCUGAACUCAAAUAAAUUAAUUUCUGAAAAAGUA
This is a messenger RNA of Lepus europaeus (European hare), 2247 nucleotides long. RefSeq names its product serine hydroxymethyltransferase, cytosolic. NCBI's taxonomy places the organism in Eukaryota, Metazoa, Chordata, Mammalia, Lagomorpha, Leporidae. Gene Ontology annotation, molecular function: mRNA regulatory element binding translation repressor activity; zinc ion binding; pyridoxal phosphate binding. Gene Ontology annotation, biological process: tetrahydrofolate interconversion; folic acid metabolic process; purine nucleobase biosynthetic process. Gene Ontology annotation, cellular component: cytoplasm; nucleus; cytosol. The record is from RefSeq and is a predicted model, not a curated record. The coding region runs from base 149 to 1603 and encodes 484 amino acids. The transcript is spliced from 12 exons.